Mytilus trossulus (common blue mussel) is the source of this 1239-nucleotide messenger RNA. Its product is annotated as glycosyltransferase 1 domain-containing protein 1-like. Lineage: Eukaryota; Metazoa; Mollusca; Bivalvia; Mytilida; Mytilidae. Bases 146 to 1174 code for a protein of 342 amino acids. The record is from RefSeq and is a predicted model, not a curated record. The transcript has 12 exons. Gene Ontology annotation, molecular function: glycosyltransferase activity.
UUCACUUUCACUUUCAAUGUUUACAGCAACAAUUUAGGUCUCUAUCAUUGUCUAUCUAUCUCGUAUAACCCAGUAUCUAUUAUAUUUCAUUAGCGAAAUGUAAAAUACAGAAUGGAUGGAUACUUGUGACUGAUUCCAGGUCAAAAUGAAUAUACUGUUAAUAUCACAUCUCCAGAAAGGGAGUGGAAACCUGCAUACAAUUGAAAGAAUAAGAACGUAUUUGUCAGAUGUUGACUAUAAAUGCAUUCUGACUUCACCAGACGAAUUCAACGACGAAGACGAACUUACGAGCUACGUUACAGAAAACAGCAUUAAAUUAAUCAUCGGGCUUCAUGCGUUUCGAGCUGGCAAAUUGCUUCAAGAUGCCAAAAUGAAUUACAUAUUGAUAAUUGGUGGAACCGAUGUCAAUGAAGAUUACAGAAAUCAAGACAAAAUGAAUGUCAUGACACAAUCAGUUUUAUCUUCCAGGAAUAUCAUAGUGUUCAGCGACGGUCUUCGGCGGAAAGUGAAGGAGCUCUGGCCGGUAAUACCACAAGACAAGAUAAUUGAAAUUAAACAAGGAGUACAAACAUGUCCGUCCACGUUUUCACUGACUGACUACAUACAAGAGCACCACUCGGACGUUUAUACAACUGACAUGGCAAUAUGUUUAUGUGUGGGCAGUAUUAGACCUGUAAAGAAUCCUUUGUAUCUAGUCCAAGAAUUUUCAGAAUUGCACCAGAGACGACAAAAUAUUGUUUAUGUUAUCUGUGGACCAGUGGUUGAUGAAGAAUAUGGCAAAUUGUUCAGAACGAAAAUCGACAGUCUUUCAGGAGUUAUAUUUAUACCAGGAUUAUCUCUGACAGAUGCUCACGCUGCAAUUCAACAAAGUUUUGCGUAUAUAAACUGCUCAAACAGCGAAGGAAUGGCUCUGGCGAUUUUGGAAGCGAUGAUGUUGGAAGUACCUGUAAUUGUACGUAACAUUGAUGGCAACAAAGAUAUUGUAGAACACGGUGUUAAUGGUUUUGUAUUCUCUAAUCCAAAGCAAUGUAUAGAAUAUGUGGAAGAGUUAUUACUGGAUAGUAACUUACGAGACAACACAGUGCGAAGUGCCAGUGAGUAUGUACGACGAGAACAUGGUGUUGAUACUGAAAGACUGGAGUAUUGUGAUGUAGUCAAGUCUUGCCUGGAAUAACAGAUACAGAUUAAGAACAGUAUUAAUCAGCUUUACCAGAUUUCGUUUAGACUUUUUCAAUUUAA